This is a messenger RNA of Toxotes jaculatrix (banded archerfish), 3837 nucleotides long. It is a transcript of the gene vwa10.2, whose product is annotated as von Willebrand factor A domain containing 10, tandem duplicate 2. Lineage: Eukaryota; Metazoa; Chordata; Actinopteri; Toxotidae. The transcript has 18 exons. The coding region runs from base 446 to 3367 and encodes 973 amino acids. The record is from RefSeq and is a predicted model, not a curated record.
CACACACUCACUGUCUCUCAGCACACACAUUCAUACACACACAUUCUUUAAGUGUUGAGAUGCAUGCAGGAAACACUUAGAUCUACACACAAUUUAAUCCACUUACUAUAGACAUGGAAUUCUGACAAAAAUUGAAGCAUCAACAUCUGAUUAAGGCUGGAGCGCUAAUGAGCACACAAAGGUGUUUUCAUUUGCCACUUGUUGCCUCGUUACACCUGGUUCACUGCCUUAACCUCUAUAUGCUUGACCCCACUGUUUUCUGUUUGAGGCAACACAUUGUGUUAUUGUUACACAGAUAAAUACCAAGGAGAUAAAUACCAAGGAGGCACCAGGGGAGAUAAAUCACCAAAACCAAAAAGGUGACACGAGGUAAAGGAAAGAACUGAACAGUAGAGACAGGUUCAGAGACAGUCUCCCCUCCUCAUCCUUCUGCUCUUCCUCCACCAUGACUGCAAGACAGACAGUUAUCCCUCUGAUGGCAGUGGUCCUCUCACUGCCAGGCAUCAUUCACUGCUUCCAACCACUCUUCUCAUUUGAUGGGACUUCCACUACUCACCGUGACAUCACCCGCAUGGCAGCCCUCAGAAAGACGGCGGAGGUCUGCCGAGACAUCGCUCUCUCUGAGGGACGGCCCUUCAGCCUGAUUAUUGAUGACAGCGUGUCAGCUGGCAAGGUGCAAAGAGCCUGUUCUGUUACAGGUACUUCCACAUCUCUCCUCUCCACGGUCAUGUUCCAAACCUCCAUUGCCAAAAUGUACUUCAGUAAUGCAAUAGUGGACGUUGUCUAUGCCCUGAGUGAGAAGCACCAUUUUGAUGAUGAGACCUUCCAGGGAGGACGGGAUAUCAUCACAGCAGGUGUGUCUGCUGUGAAGGCCAGUGUGAAGCUGGAGAACUUUGUCGCAGGGAGAUGGACUCUUGGAAGAGUCUGUCACACCCUACAGGAUUUCUACAGCCACAGUAACUGGGUGGAGCUUGGGAACAACUCUCCUUACACCACUCUGAUCAGACCAGACCAACCUCUUGAGAACCUGGCAGGCCCAAGUACUCCAACCUGUAGAAACUGUACAGGAGGGAGCUGUGCUAACAACCUUCUGCCUGACCUGAUGCAGCAGGGGCUUCUCACUUCAGGCUACUUCAACAUCUUCUCCUCAGCAAAACCUGCAGGUAAAUGCAGCCACGGUGGUUUCUUUGACCGGACAAGCAAACAAGACCCAGUGGGGGGCAUCAAUAAGGAUAACGUUGGGUCUAGUCAUGGCUCACUUCACCACAAAGCAGCUGAUUUGGCUGUGAAUGCCACUAUGGAGCUACUGGAAGACAUCAGAGUGGCUGUGGGAGACAAGAACUUCCUGCGACUGAUGGGCCUCUCCCAGUCCUCGGUGCUGUGUUUUGUCAUUGACACCACAGGCAGUAUGAGUGAUGACAUCGCUGAAGCAAAGAGAGUUUCCUUCGACAUCAUUGACAGGAAGAGGGGAACGCAGCAGGAGCCCUCUGCGUACAUUUUGGUGCCUUUCAAUGACCCAGGUUUUGGACCUUUGAUUAUGACAACCAAUGCAGAUGUUUUCAAAGACAGCAUCAACAAGUUGACUGCAAGUGGAGGAGGAGACAUCCCAGAGUUGUGCUUGUCUGGACUGCAGCUUGCUCUGACUGCGGCUCCACCCUCCUCUGAGAUCUUUGUGUUCACUGAUGCUCCAGCUAAAGAUGCCCAUCUGAAAAGCACCAUCACUGCCCUUAUAGAGAGCACCAAGUCUGUGGUUACUUUCAUGUUGACAGAUGUCCUUGCCAGUCGACGGCGCCGCAGAAGCGUUCAGGGUUUGAGUCCACGUACAAUAACCCAAUCAGAGGCCCAGCUGUACCAUGACCUAGCCCAGGCUUCUGGAGGUCAGGCCAUUCAGGUCUCCAAGUCAGAUCUCUCUCUGGCUACAAGUGUUAUAGAGGACUCAUCAGCCAGCGCUGUGGUGACUGUUUUUCAGGUAGUGAGGAAUCCUGGAAGGCCUGAUAAUUUUACUUUUACUGUUGAUGGUUCAUUAAGGAACAUGACUGCAUAUAUCACAGGAGCCCCAGCUCUCACCUUCAGCUUCACCAGCUCUACAGGUGUAUCUCAGAGUUCCAGUCAGUCCAAUGGUCUUCUGGCAUCUUUGACCACAGCAGGAAACCUACGUCGUUUAAACCUCAACACUGACAAUCAAACAGGAUUAUGGCAAAUCAGUGUCAACUCUAAUAGCCCCUACUCUGUUAAGGUCACAGGUCAGAGCUCAGUGAACUUCAUUUAUAACCUUGUGGAAGCGCAUGAAGGAGCCCACGGGGACUUCAGUCUAAAGGAGGGACGCCCUCUUUCAGGUGGUAAUGCCAGCCUCUUGAUAUCUGUGACAGGAAGUGACACAGUAAAUGUCACAGAGGUCACUCUGUUGGACAGCUCAGGGCCAGCGGAGGUCAACGGGUCACUACAGUCAAUGGGAAGUGGUAACUUUCUGGUGACAUUCAGUGGGGUCCCAGCAGGAGACUUUGUGGUUCGUCUGAAAGGAGAGGACAGUAGCUCCACCUCCAGGUCAACACCGAGCAGCUUCCAGAGACAAGCCUCCACACGGAUCAAGACCUCCAGCAUCUCUGUUACUACCCAAACCAACAACACCAUCGUAGAACCAGGCUCCACCAUCUCCAUCCCUUUCACAGUUGCCACAACCAUCAACGGGGUAGUUAACGCCUCUGCAACUGAGACAUUGACAGUACGAGUCAACAAUGACCGCAGCUAUGCUUCAACUUCACCCAGCACCGUCACCAUAGCGGCAGGAAGUGGAGGCACAGCCAACGGCACUGUAACCUUAACAGUACCAAGCAGUGCUGCAUCAGGAACAGACGUGACCCUUACCAUUGAGGCAGAAAACGCAGCUGCCAGUGACAUCAACUACGCUGUCCUCAGGUUUUCUGUGACUGCCAAGGUGACAGAUGUUACUCGCCCUGUGUGCCAGGUCGUCACUACAACAAACAACUGUCCAUCCUCUUCAUCACUGUGUGCUUCCUCCCAGUGGGUAUUCAUUGCCAAUAUCACCGAUGGCAUCAAUGGGACUGGCAUUGAGAGCGUCACCAUCCGCCAAGGGAAUGGCACCCUCAAUACCAGCACAGUGGCAGCAGCAGGGGGCGAGAACAUUACAGUGGCUACCUACAGCGCCUCCUGCUGUUCACAGAAUGUAGAGCUGGCUGCAGUGGACGGAGUCGGAAAUGUGGGGACCUGUGUGGGACAGGCUAGAGAAUCUACCACGGCUGCACCUGUGACCACAACUACAGUUAACACAACAUCCACAGGGGGGCACACUUUGAGCAUAUCACACAGCCUCUGGAUCACUGUUGCAGUUUCUCUCCUUUGGAAGUAAGAUUACACUGUAAAAAAAAAAAAAAAAAGAAAGAAAAAAACGCAUAAAUCAAGUAACAUUGCUGAAAGUCUUUAAUAUCUUUUGAUUUUUUCCAGCAGGACUUUUUAAAUGUACGAUUUAUUUAUAUCCCUCACCCAGUGAGUAGGUUUGUUGCAGUUUUUGCAGUUGAGUGGUGAGGACAAGCUCCCAUUACUCCACCGGUUGUUAGAUGCCAGGCUAAACCCAACUGAAAGUCAAUGGAAAGAUCAAAGUCCUACAGCUUCUUACUUAUCUUAACAGUGUCUUACCAGUAUUUAACAUUUUUCCACAAGUAGUUUCCAGGCUUCAACUGAUUAGUUUAUUUUCUUCUAAUGUGUAUCUGGGUGGUUGUAGUUGUAUUAAGAGAAUAUUCAAUUUAAAGACAAGUAUGUUUUUUGGUGCCUUUACUUUCAUGAUUGUUUUUUGAUAAGUGGUGAUGGCAAUAAACUGAA